GCGCGUCCGCUCCGCUUUCAAUUCAGCGGUCCUCUUCGCCGCGUGUGGUCGGUGAAGGUGAUUAAAGAGUCGUCUACAAUAUGCGGAACGACGUUUUAAUCGCCAUCACCGCCGUCGUGUCCGCCGUUACAGCCGCCGAUGGACUGCUGCGCGACGAUCCACGCUCGGUGUCGCUCAGCGUGCUCCUGGAGAACGGCGACGCCGACUUCACCUACGACGGCGAGGUCUACCUCACCGACUUGCGCUGGAUCGACGGCAAUCUCACUUAUGGCUGCAUCUGCAGGCUGCACAGGAAAUGCAUCAAGAAAUAUUGCCGCAGCAACGAGGUCAUCCGCAGAGAUCUCGGCAACAAACCGUCGUGCGGAAAGAUACCGCGGGAAGAUCCCGCUGCCACCGACUCGCCCGCCGCCAAAACGCCGGCUUUGCGCCUGACCAAGGAACAACUGGUCAAGGAAAUCCGAGAUAUCGGCGAGCUGAGAGAGCACUUUGUUCUGAUAGAGGCGGGAACCUCUGUCCCGAUCAGUUGUUAGCUCUCAACGAGGAUAACGAUGAAGAGAAAGUCAACCUUCAGAUAAGUGAAUGAAGUUGGCACCCUACUUUUUGAAAUUUAUAAUUUUGAAAGUUGUUCCAGAUUAUUCUGACUUUGUACCACAUUGUUCCAAAGUGAUAUUGCUUCAUUCGAAACGGUUUUCGAAUAAAACAAAAAAAAUGAUUUUUU
Molecule: messenger RNA, 718 nt
Organism: Odontomachus brunneus
Lineage: Eukaryota; Metazoa; Arthropoda; Insecta; Hymenoptera; Formicidae
Exons: 2
Coding region: 81-530 (149 amino acids)
Source: RefSeq, a predicted model, not a curated record